AUGGCUACAGAAUCAAGAAAGCCUUCAGCCCCGUCCCCACCUGACCAGGCUCCUGAAGAGGACCUUGUAAUUGUCAAGGUAGAGGACGAUCAUGGUUGGGAUCAGGAAUCUAAUCUGCAAGAUAAUAAUUCUCCUGGUCAAGAGCUAUUCCGUAUGCGCUUCAGGCAGUUAUGCUACCAGGAGACAGUCGGACCACGAGAAGCUCUGAUCCAACUUCGGGCACUUUGCCAUCAGUGGUUGAGGCCAGAUAUGAACACUAAGGAGCAGAUCCUAGAACUGCUGGUGCUGGAACAGUUCUUGACCAUCCUGCCCAAGGAGCUCCAGACUCUGGUUAAGGAACAUCAGCUAGAGAGCGGAGAGGAGGUGGUGACCCUAUUGGAGGAUUUGGAAAGGCAGAUUGAUAUACUAGGACGACCUGUCCCAACUCGUGCACAUGGACACAGGGUACUCUGGAAGGAGGUGGUGCAUUCUGAAUCUGCACCAGAGCCUCCAAGUACUGAGCUCCAACCUGUGGCAACCCAGCGCAAAUCUCCAGUCCCCCAAGGGCCACAAGAGAGAGGUGAGGAGCCAGAUAUCAUUGCCACGUGUACUUCUAAGAGUCCUACCCCUUCCCAGAAAGGAAACUCUGGAGACCAGGAGAUGGCAACUGCCCUUCUCACUGCAGGCUUCCAGACUUUGGAGAAGAUUGAAGACAUGGCUGUAUCCCUUAUCCGAGAGGAGUGGCUUCUUGAUCCAUCACAGAAGGACAGAAACAUGUUCUCCCUGGGGAGUGAGACCAGAAGUGAGAACAGGGAAUUAGCUUCAAAACAGGUAAUAUCUGCUGGAAUUCAACCACAUGGAGAGACAGCUGCCAAAUGCAAUGGGGAUGUAAUCGGAGGUCUUGAGCAUGGAGAAGCCCAAGACCUUCUGGGCAAAUUAGAAAGGCACCGGGUAAAUCCCACACAAGAGAGACGACAUAAAUGCGAUGAAUGUGGGAAGAGCUUUGCUCAGAGCUCAGGCCUUGUCCGACACUGGAGAAUCCACACUGGGGAGAAACCUUACCAGUGUAAUGUAUGUGGUAAAGCCUUCAGUUACAGGUCAGCCCUCCUUUCCCAUCAGGAUAUCCACAACAAAGUGAAACGCUAUCACUGUAAAGAGUGUGGCAAAGCCUUCAGUCAGAACACAGGCCUGAUCCUGCAUCAGAGAAUCCAUACUGGGGAGAAGCCAUAUCAGUGCAACCAGUGUGGGAAGGCUUUCACCCAGAGUGCGGGCCUUAUUCUACACCAGAGGAUCCACAGUGGGGAGAGACCCUAUGAAUGUAACGAGUGUGGGAAAGCUUUCAGUCAUAGCUCACACCUCAUUGGACAUCAGAGGAUUCACACUGGGGAGAAGCCCUAUGAGUGUGAUGAAUGUGGGAAAACAUUCAGGCGGAGCUCACAUCUUAUUGGCCAUCAGAGAAGUCAUACUGGGGAAAAACCCUACAAAUGCAGUGAAUGUGGGAGAGCCUUCAGUCAGAAGUCAGGCCUUAUUGAACAUCAGAGAAUCCACACUGGAGAAAGACCCUAUAAAUGUAAAGAAUGUGGGAAAGCUUUCAAUGGGAACACUGGCCUCAUUCAACAUCUGAGAAUCCACACGGGCGAGAAACCCUAUCAAUGUAAUGAGUGCGGGAAAGCCUUUAUUCAAAGGUCAAGUCUCAUUCGACAUCAGAGAAUCCACAGUGCAGAAAAGUCUGAAUCCAUAGGAAUUUAG
Messenger RNA from Chrysochloris asiatica (Cape golden mole), 1728 nucleotides. It is a transcript of the gene ZKSCAN8, whose product is annotated as zinc finger with KRAB and SCAN domains 8. The coding region runs from base 1 to 1728 and encodes 575 amino acids. Gene Ontology annotation, cellular component: nucleus. NCBI's taxonomy places the organism in Eukaryota, Metazoa, Chordata, Mammalia, Afrosoricida, Chrysochloridae. The transcript has 5 exons. Gene Ontology annotation, molecular function: DNA-binding transcription factor activity, RNA polymerase II-specific; RNA polymerase II cis-regulatory region sequence-specific DNA binding. The record is from RefSeq and is a predicted model, not a curated record. Gene Ontology annotation, biological process: regulation of transcription by RNA polymerase II; central nervous system development.